This is a messenger RNA of Colias croceus (clouded yellow), 1720 nucleotides long. Its product is annotated as delta(24)-sterol reductase-like. Gene Ontology annotation, biological process: steroid metabolic process. The coding region runs from base 69 to 1598 and encodes 509 amino acids. Gene Ontology annotation, cellular component: cytoplasm; membrane. The transcript has 10 exons. NCBI's taxonomy places the organism in Eukaryota, Metazoa, Arthropoda, Insecta, Lepidoptera, Pieridae. Gene Ontology annotation, molecular function: Delta24(24-1) sterol reductase activity; FAD binding. The record is from RefSeq and is a predicted model, not a curated record.
GAUCUUCACAUCUCGCGUGGCCGCGACCUUGUCGUAACGUGUACUUAGUUAAAAUUAGUCCCUAGACCAUGACUGCAGUGCAGCCAGAAUCAUUAGUUGAAUAUCUCGUAAUUGAGUACAGAUGGCUCCUUGCUGUAACGGUUUUGAUGCCCCUUUCAUUCCUGUGGAAGAUCUGGUCAUUUGCAAGAAACUAUGUGGUUUUCAAACUGAACACAGCUCCUCGAGCACACGAGAAAAAAGUUAAGGAUGUUCAAAGGCAGGUAAAAACCUGGUUAACUGGUGACCGCAGCACGCGACUAUGUACCGCUCGACCAUCAUGGCAGACCAUGUCUUUCAGACGAGGACUGUAUAAGAAAACUUUCACGAAUAUACAUAUUGAUCUCGUAGAUAUACUAGAAGUGGAUACUGAGAAUAUGACGGUACGAUGCGAGCCUUUAGUCACGAUGGGUCAAGUAUCGAAAACAUUAGAACCAUUGGGUCUUGCGUUAGCUGUGGUCCCAGAGUUGGACCAGCUUACAGUGGGAGGGCUGGUGAUGGGGACGGGGGUGGAGACGUCGUCACACGUUCAUGGAUUGUUCCAGCACAUUUGUGUCCAGUAUGAGCUCGUUUUAGCUGAUGGGUCUGUGGUAACGUGCAGUAAGGAUCAAAACGCUGACUUAUUUUAUGCUGUACCAUGGUCAUAUGGAACUUUAGGCUUCUUAACAUCUGCGACUAUAAAAGUGGUUCCGGCAAAGAAGUAUGUUCGUCUGGAAUACCAUCCCUUCCACAAUUUAUCAGAUCUGGCAAAUAAAUUUAGACAGGAGUCUCUUAAAGAUAGACCUAACCAGUUUACUGAAGCUCUUCUUUACGAUAAAGAUAGUGGUGUUGUGAUGACAGGUGAUAUGGUAGAUGAAAUUGGUAGUGAUGGACAGUUUAACCCUAUUGGCAAGUGGUAUUCUGAAUGGUUUUUCACGCAAGUAGAGAAAUUUUUGACUAGAAAGAACCAGAAAAGCAAUGUGGAGUACAUUCCUCUUCGGGACUACUAUCAUAGACACACGCGCAGCUUCUUUUGGGAAUUGCGGGAUAUAAUCCCAUUCGGCAAUCACCUGUUGUUCCGUCUCCUAUUCGGUUGGUUGAUGCCUCCAGAGGUAUCUCUACUGAAGCUUACUCAACCAAAAUCCGUCACUAAGCUUUAUAAUAAAGCGCACGUUAUACAAGACAUGCUGGUGCCAAUUCAAUCCUUAGAAAGCGCGGUACAAGUAUUCCAUAAAGAGUUUGAAGUAUAUCCAAUAUGGUUGUGUCCCUUAAAAUUGUUUAAUAAUCCAGGACAGCUAAAAAUCCGUUCUGGCCGGGAGUGGGAAAUGUUCGUAGAUAUCGGCGUUUAUGGAGUGCCUAAAGCUGAUGGCUUUGAAACGGUAUCAUCGACGAGGCGAAUCGAAAAAUUCGUCACUCAGCAUAAUGGUUAUCAAAUGUUGUAUGCAGACACGUAUACUACCCGAGACGAGUUCAGAGAUAUGUUUGAUCACACGCUGUACGACAAGAUACGAGAUACACUGCCGUACUGUAAAGAUGCUUUUCCAGAAAUAUAUGGGAAAGUUAAUAGAGAUGUUAGGAAAUAAUAUUUUAACUGUGUGUGUCCGACGUAAACUAAUUAUCAUUCGUCUUUGUACUGUGUAACUAUGCUUUGUUUCACUUGAACUUAUAGUUAAGUAGUAAUUAAUGAAUAUAUAAAUAAAAUGGA